This is a messenger RNA of Hyaloperonospora brassicae, 759 nucleotides long. The record is from the annotation of a GenBank genome assembly. Lineage: Eukaryota; Oomycota; Peronosporomycetes; Peronosporales; Peronosporaceae.
AUGAAGAUCGAGCCAUGCUCCCACAUUGGUCCAUGUGAGGCUGGCGUCUGUUCUUGCGUCGACAGUGGCAUAUUUUGCUUAAAGCAUUGCCAUUGCAUCCAUGACGAGUGCAAGGUCUUCUUUCCAGGGUGCAGAUGCCAGCAUGGUGAUUGCCGCACGGAGGCGUGUCUCUGCAUCCGUGCUGGUCGCGAGUGCGACAUCGACCUUUGCACAGUGUGCUCUGCAGACGAGAUAAUCGCCCGCAAAAUGGGGAAGCCGUAUGACGUCAACGCAAGCAAGAUGAAGAAGGACGACAAGUGUGAAACAAGGUGCCGAAACCGCUGCAUUGCACUCGGCAAACAGAAGCACGUGCGAAUGGGUCGGUCGAAGCUUGGCGUUGCGGACUGGGGGCUAUUCGUGGACGACUUCGUCACUAAGGACGAAUUCAUCAUUGAGUACAUUGGUGAGAUGGUGUCACAGGAAGAAGCUGAUCACCGUCGUCUUGUCUACGGCAAAGAAGGCAGCAGGCAUUUGAUCACACUUGAUACCAAAACUGUGGUGGACUCGACGCAAAAGGGCAACAAGGCCAGGUUGAUCAACCACUCUUCAUCAAGUCCGAAUUGCGUGUGCAAGAUCGUGAACGUGCAGAGCGAUUUCCGGAUCGGUUUGUAUGCCCUUCACGAUAUUCAACCGCAUACGGAGCUCUUCUUCGAUCAUGGUUUCGACAAGGAGCUGUACGAUGGUGAGCUGUCGAACGACGGACCGCCACCGAGUACAUGA